CUGUGCAGGAGAUGCGUGCAUGUGUGGGGACUGCUUUGGAGCCCCUGGAGGUGCGGGGUGCCUGCCCAUGAGUCCCUCUCAGGCAUGGAAGGAGGGCUCGCGCCAGAAGACAGGGCUUUCCGUGGGCCAGGUGGAAGGGGCAGCCCUUUGAGCGCUGGCCCACAGCGAGUGGGUGUGGGUGUGACUGGUUUCAGAGUGCAUAAAGGGAGGCAGUAGAUGAACUGUCAUUCAGGGCUCAGGGUUGAGUCCCAGCCGGGGUUCCUCAGGAACUUGGGGGCAGCCCCUAAACUGUUCACCUUCUCUCUGCAGGUGUUUCCCCUUAAACACUACCAGGACAGAAUCAGGCCUUACAUCCAGCUGCCAUCGCACAGAAACAUCACUGGCAUCGUGGAGGUGAUCCUCGGGGAAACCAAGGCCUACGUCUUUUUCGAGAAGGACUUUGGGGACAUGCACUCCUAUGUGCGAAGCCGGAAGAGGCUGCGGGAAGAGGAGGCUGCCCGGCUGUUCCAGCAGAUUGUCUCUGCCGUUGCCCACUGCCACCAGUCGGCCAUUGUGCUGGGGGACCUGAAGCUUAGGAAAUUUGUUUUCUCCACGGAGGAGAGAGCCCAGCUCAGACUGGAAAGCCUGGAGGACACGCACAUAAUCAAGGGCGAAGACGACGCUCUGUCGGACAAACACGGCUGCCCCGCCUAUGUGAGCCCUGAGAUCCUCAACACCACAGGGACCUACUCAGGGAAGGCUGCGGAUGUGUGGAGCCUGGGUGUGAUGCUCUACACCCUCUUGGUUGGACGGUACCCCUUCCAUGACUCAGACCCCAGUGCCCUCUUCUCCAAAAUCCGACGCGGACAGUUCUGCAUUCCUGACCACAUUUCCCCCAAAGCUCGGUGCCUCAUCCGCAGCCUCCUGAGACGAGAGCCUUCUGAGAGACUCACUGCACCCGAAAUCUUGCUCCACCCCUGGUUUGAGUCCGCUGUGGAGCCUGGGUACGCCGACUCUGAAAUGGGAACUGCAGACCAGAUCGUUCCAGAAUACCGGGAGGACAGUGACAUCAGUUCCUUCUUUUGCUAAUCCCAGAAACCUCAGAAACCUCAGAAUUCUCACACAUGGCGUUUCCAUUUCUGGAGGCGGAUAGGCCCUCGGGCACGGUUCCAUGCAGGUGGGUGACUGCACUUCGAUGUGGCGCCCCCUUCUUGGUUGGGAUGAGCGACUUGGUCCCAGCAGCUUGUGUCUGUCCAUUCGGCUGUGCGACGGCUGCAUCCCCUUCUCCACAUCUGUCACCGGCUCUCCUUGUGUUGGAUUUGGGGCUCCUGCAGAUCCUGAAGAGGGCAGAAAAUGUGAGCGGCCCACAUGUAUUCAGGUGCCACGGACUUGAACAUGGAGUGGGAAGGGAGGCAAAGUGGAUAGUGGCAUUUUGGGCAGUGACUGUUUCACCAGGAUGACAGAUAAUGGGCCAAUAAACUUGCCAUCAGUGGCCUUGUCUUUGGUCACUGGACUUGGACUGUGGUUUCUCUGACCACAAGUUCUUUCCUGGGAACCUGCCCUGCAGCUGCAAAGGCCUCCCCGGCCCAUCCUGAGAAAUACCGCCAACUGUUGCACCUGGACUGCAGUCCUUUAAAACUAAUUUUUUUUCACUUGAAGCCAUUAGCUCCCAGGGCUCUCUUGAAAUUCCCUAGCACUUAGUCCUUGGCUUUCUCUCCCAAGACCGACUUAGGUGGGGUGUACUGUCCCGGGGCAAUGGAUAAGGAGACUUUUCAUGCUACUCACUCAGGGGCAAACAUUAAACAUCUUCGUGCUUCAAGAAAGCAUAUUAUGGAGUGAGGAGCCCCUCAGACAGAUUCCACAGCGUGCCAUGGCCCCGAGGCCCAGUGGGCAGCACGUGUGCAGCCGUAGUUCAAUGAUGAGUGCUGUGAAGACAUCUGUGCAGCCGGCUUCUGGGGACACAGUGAGCCCCAGAUACCCUCAGUUGCUUAGGACUUGAAAAGUCAUCCGACCUGCUUCUCACGUCUGGCUGCCACCCCUGCCGCCGAGGCCCCCAGCCUCCUUUGUGGUGGCCUCUGGCCUCUGCUCCCACACUUGCAGACGAAAGUUCAGUCCCUUCAAGGAUGGAGCUUCACCAAGAAACUGCAGCUCGCAUUAAAAACCAGCGGACAGUGCUGGAAUCGGGUAGUUAAACGGGUAAACCAAACAUACUGUAUUUUGAGAAAUGGCACAAAGCCAGGCAGGCGUCUUCAAGGGCUACGCCUAGGCAAACUACUAACAUGCAUUGUGAGAAUGCCGUGUAUACCUCACUACUGUGUACUUUGUACAUAUCUUUUACCUUUUCUACAGACGUCUGAUUUGUCGUGUCGGCUCCCAGGCUUGUCCCCUGUCUGUGUGCGUGAGUAGCCUGCGUGUGUAAAGCCACGUGAAAUGUGAAUGGCUGUGGGCAAUAUUACCUUGACAGAAUCAUGGGACUUAGAGCGGGGGGGGACAGGCCUCUGUCGCACUCUUGCUCUCGUGGUUGUUUGACUCUUGUAUCUGUGAUACGUUAUCCGGCUGGAGACUCCGGGCCGGCAGGACUUAGAAACACUAGAUCUGUGUGUGUGUGGCUGUGUGAGCAGUGAGACGGCUGCCGCUGACCUGUGGAGACGUUUUAAUAAAUCUGAUUU
This is a messenger RNA of Fukomys damarensis (Damara mole-rat), 2648 nucleotides long. RefSeq names its product tribbles pseudokinase 1 (gene Trib1). NCBI's taxonomy places the organism in Eukaryota, Metazoa, Chordata, Mammalia, Rodentia, Bathyergidae. Gene Ontology annotation, cellular component: nucleus. Bases 217 to 1068 code for a protein of 283 amino acids. The transcript is spliced from 2 exons. Gene Ontology annotation, biological process: regulation of MAP kinase activity; protein phosphorylation; positive regulation of proteasomal ubiquitin-dependent protein catabolic process. The record is from RefSeq and is a predicted model, not a curated record. Gene Ontology annotation, molecular function: protein kinase activity; ATP binding; mitogen-activated protein kinase kinase binding.